AUAGUGUCGCUUUCAAACUCUGAAAUUACGUUACAAAGCUGCGUUGUAACACUAUCAACGACUACUCCUUUUUUAUUAUUUUUCUUACGCUAUGUUAAUUUUAUAGAAAUAUCAUCAAAUCUCCAAUUCUUUAUUGACCAAAUAUGUAUGGAAGAAAGCCUAUUGCAAGAUUUGGUCGAAACACAAAUUUUAACGAAAUUCAUCGAAGAUGGGAAUCAAGUAUUCGGGACAUGCUCCACGGGUAUUAUAACUUUCACAUCAUACUUAUUGGGUCCGAUAAUAUUGGACUUAAUAAUACCUCUGAACGAAUCUCGAACUCGUCUACUCAAGUAUAUCACAGAAUUUUCUCAUGAUAGAACGGUCUAUCUUGAUAUCGUUACCUUUAACUUUGUGUUUGUUGCUACAGUCGGGUUAUUGUGUAUUAUCUGUACGGAAUCGUUGCUCACUAUCUUUGCUCACUAUUUAUCCGGAUUAUUCAAAAUUACUAGCUAUCGAUUACGAAAAGCAGUUAUCAAUCUAUCCAAAGUAAAUCCACUGUCGCAGCAAGUUGAAUUGAAUUCCUUGGAUUUUCGACAAGCCGUUGACAUUCACAACAGAGCGAUCGUGUUA
Molecule: messenger RNA, 609 nt
Organism: Heterotrigona itama
Lineage: Eukaryota; Metazoa; Arthropoda; Insecta; Hymenoptera; Apidae
Source: the annotation of a GenBank genome assembly